This is a messenger RNA of Notodromas monacha, 2293 nucleotides long. The record is from the annotation of a GenBank genome assembly. Lineage: Eukaryota; Metazoa; Arthropoda; Ostracoda; Podocopida; Cyprididae.
AUGUCGGCAACGAUGAGCUCCUCUGUUGAAGGCGAGGGCACGAGCGAGGGCUGGGAAAAUUAUAAAAUGGGUCUUCACGAUGCGGAUGUAAUUACUUCUGACCGCUUGCGUCUUUUGACGGGCGUAAGCAGUGACAAGUCAAAGCCGUCUACCUGCCCGAAGUACUGUCCACAAGUAUCUGAUCCCGUGUGUGCAUCCAACGGCGUUAUCUACGCAUCCAAGUGCAUGCUGAUGAAGUCAACUUCCUGUAACUCGAGAAUAAAAGAGGUUCCAUUCACUCAGUGCAGUCGACCCAAUGGGUCCGAGUGCAACCACAAGUGCUUCGAAGAAAAUGAUCCUGUCUGCGGGAACGAUGGAAGGACGUACUUGAAUAAAUGCUUGCUGCUUGUGGAGUUUUGCAGACGUGGUGUGAAAUUCGCACAUUACGGAGCGUGCCGGAAUGAGACCGAGCCGUCGAAUGAUGAAUGUCCCGAAUCGUGUCCACCGAUGGAAAAACCGCGACGAUUCGGGUUUUUCCGACGUCUUGACGAAGCAAUCUGCGGUUCAAACGGAAAUGUUUAUCUGUCCGAAUGCGAAAUGAAAAGGAAAACUUGUGGGCGGCAUGUUUAUGAAGUGCCCAUGGCUUUGUGCAUAAAUAAUGAUGCCCAAAACGAAGCUUCGGAGCCAAACCUUUCGUCGAAGGCCAAGUACACCUCGUGUCCUGCCAAUUGCUCAACGGUACCCGUUUCCCCGGUCUGUGGCUCAGAUGGACGAUUGUACAACAGCUUGUGUGAAUUGCGAAUGCUGAACUGCGGACCCUAUGCAAAAAAUAUUCAACCAGACAGCUUGGAAAGCUGCCUGAAACAAGUUGAGCGCUGCGACGCCAUCAAAUGCCCUUCGGACUUCGACCCUGUGUGCGGGACUGACUCCGUGACCUACGCAAAUAAAUGCAGUCUGGAAGUUUCCGAAUGUCGUAAGGGCAUCCGCUUGGCGCACAAGGGCGCUUGUUCGAACCUAACAGAGUCGGAUGAGUGUCCUACAGAGGCAUGUCCAUCAGAGGACAGCCCGGUGUGCGGAUCCGACGGAAAUGUGUACCGCAACUGGUGUGAGAUGAAGCGCAGCACGUGUGGACAGAGAGUGGUGCAGCUGCCUCCGCAUCACUGCCGCACGACGGAACACUGCACGGAGAACUGCACGGAAAGCCCUCUCGUACCUGUUUGCGGUUCCGAUGGCAAGAUUUACCGCAACGAAUGUCUCAUGAGGUCACAGAAUUGCGGGAAACAUAUAUACGAAAUUCCUCUUUCGCGGUGCACCAAGAGCAUUGUCUUCAGCGGGUGUCGACGUUUAUGCUCCAUUGAAUACGACCCGGUGUGCGGGACGGAUGGGAAAACCUACUCGAACGCCUGCUUCCUGACAAUGGAGAACUGCCGCUCCCGAUCUCUCGUGACGAAGCAGCAUUACGGCCGGUGCGGAGACCCAUUACCCGAAGCAAGGAAUUAUCUCUAUUGAUAGAAAGUCAUUGUUAUCGCGUAAAUCUUGCGUCGUCGACGUCGUCGGCGUCGUGUGCGUCAGGUGUGCUUGUCGUCGUUACAGCCUUCACGUGCCGGCAAAGUUUUUUUUUAACACUAGAGGGUUUUUCCUUGCAUUUUCCUCCGCCCGCGAAUAGUGCCAAUUUGACCGUUCCGCCGAAUGAGUAUGCUGUUGAAAGUAUCUGCGACAAAAACUAAAGGUUGCUUGGCUGCAUAUUUGCAGGUUCACAACUUAAUUCCGCGCACCUUGUUGUCAAAGAGUGUAGGGCCGUUGACGUCAUUUAAACUUGAAACUUUCGAGCGUCGUAGUUGCAAACCUUACGAAGUUCGGUAUUUCUUUCGUUUUUUCCAUCUUUCCGGGAAAAAUUCAGCAGUAGCAUCCUAUACGUACAUCAAUGCCUAUAAUGAUCCAAUCCUCAGCUUCAACAAGUUUUAGGCCAACGUCUUUGCGAUCAAUUUUGAAAUAGGGUGGGAUGACACGAAUCAUCGACUGGUGAGCAGAAUGCAUCAAGAUUAAUUAUCGUCAAUUUUUCCCAUUUUAAUGCGAUUCUUGGUCAGAUUUUCUCUGCAACUCCUAAAAAUAAUUUUGAAUUUAAUUAAAGGUCACGUAGAAAGCGCCUGUUUAUUUGGUAAGAAUGUUCUUCAGUAGCAACCCUGACAUGGAAAAAAUUAAGAUACAAUUUAUGUUUUUGGAUAAAGUUCGUGUUCAGCACACAGUCGAGCCAAAAAAACGGCACCAUCGAAACGCAUUUUCUACUGAAAUAUAAUUGCCAGGAAGUUUUCAC